Rubroshorea leprosula is the source of this 1364-nucleotide messenger RNA. Lineage: Eukaryota; Viridiplantae; Streptophyta; Magnoliopsida; Malvales; Dipterocarpaceae. The record is from the annotation of a GenBank genome assembly.
ACACAAAUCAACGAAAAUCUUCCUUGGUAUUCACAAAAUGAGCAUUUGCACCUUGUCAAUUUUAUCUUUAUUCUUGUCCUCCUUACUUGUCUUAGGCUUAGCUGAGCAGUGUGGAUCGCAGGCAGGAGGUGCGACGUGCCCAGGAGGUUUGUGUUGUAGCCAAUGGGGUUGGUGUGGCACCACUUGUGACUACUGUGGAGCUGGUUGCCAAAGCCAGUGUUCACCAUGUGCAAGUGAUAGUGCCAAUGGUGACGUUGGCGGUCUCAUAACAAGAUCAAUGUUUGAUGAAAUGCUUAAGCACAGAAAUGAUGCUGGUUGCCCUGCCAAGGGCUUCUACACCUAUGAUGCUUUCAUCGCAGCUGCUAAGGCCUUUCCUGCCUUUGGUACAACAGGUGAUGAUGCCACUCGCAAAAGGGAAAUUGCUGCCUUCUUGGCCCAAACUUCACAUGAAACUACUGGUGGGUGGGCUAGUGCCCCAGAUAGUCCUUAUGCUUGGGGAUAUUGCUACAACAGAGAACAAAACCCUGGCUCACCGUAUUGUGCCUCUAGUCCAACAUAUCCUUGUGCUCCCGGAAAGCAGUACUUUGGCAGGGGUCCAAUGCAACUAUCAUGGAACUAUAACUAUGGACAGUGUGGGAAAGCCAUUGGGGUGGACCUAUUGCACAACCCAGACCUGCUUACAACUGAUGCAGUGAUAUCCUUCAAGUCAGCAAUUUGGUUUUGGAUGAUAGCGCAGUCACCAAAGCCUUCGUGCCAUGAUGUGAUAAUCGGAAGAUGGUCACCAUCUACAAGUGAUCGGGCAGCCGGACGGGUUCCAGGGUAUGGCGUGGUGACAAAUAUCAUCAACGGUGGGCUUGAAUGUGGCAAGGGUUUGAAUGCAAAGGUAGAGGAUAGGAUUGGAUUCUACAAGAGGUAUUGUAACAUACUGAGAGUUGGUUAUGGCAAUGAUCUUGACUGCUACAACCAGAGGCCUUUUGGGUCUGGAGUCUUAGUUGACACUAUGUAAAAUGUUUCAGAACAAUAUGUACCAAAAAUAAAGGGUGCCAGAACAAUGUUCUCUCCAACUCAGCUUGUUGGUUGGAUCCUUUCUGGUCUGUUUGUCUGAACUAUGACGUAUGUGUACUUAUGUUGAUGUAAGAUAAUGUUAAAGGUAUGGUGUCUUAACUCUUAAAUGCCAUCUUAUUGUAUAAACUACUGCUAGCAUCAAAACACUGCUACAAACCAGAGGCCUUUUGGGUCUGGAGUCUUAGUUGACACUGUGUAAAAUGUUUCAGAACAAUAUGUACCAAAAAUAAAGGGUGCCAGAACAAUGUUCUCUCCAACUUAGCUUGUUGGUUGGAACCUAUCUGGUCUGUUUGUCUGAA